AUGAAGAAAUCUUUUAUCUACAUAUUUAGUAUAUCUGUCUCUUAUUUAAUAAUUUCUUUAUCGACAACAGUUCUAAACAAGUAUAUUCUCACAAUCCUUAAUUUUCAAGUUCCAUUCCUUCUAGUUGUAAUGCAGUCAUUUUUUAUCUGCAGUAUUUUGUUAUCUCUAAAAUAUUGUGGUAUGUGUAGACUAUGUAUAAAUAACUAUAAAAUGUGGUUAAUUCCUUCUGUAUUUCUUUGUGUAAUGAUAUUUUCUGGCUCAAAAUCUCUUCAGUACCUUGAUAUUUCACUUUAUACCCUCGUAAAAAAUAGUAGCAUUUUAAUAGUUGCUAUAGUAGAAUAUUUUUUAUUUAAAAGAUUUAUUAAUUUACUAGAAAUUGUAUCAUUUUUGUUGAUGAUUGCCGCAUCAUAUAUAAACUUUUUCAAAAACGAAUUAUAUGGCAAUAUAUGGAUAAUAGUGAAUGUAGUAAGUACUACAAUAUAUAUUGUAUCUUUGCGUCAUAUUAUUUUACUUGAAAAUAGAAAUGUUGCAGAAUCAAUAUUUUUUCCAAAUUUAAUUAGUUUUUUUAUAAUAGGAAUAAUAUCCUAUGUUAACGAAAGAAAUAGCUAUACUGGUAUUCCUAAUACUGUAAUUGUAUACAUUAUAAUAUCAAGCAUUUGCGCAUUACUUACCUCAUUUACAACAGCAAUGGUUUUAGCUUGCUUGUCAUCCACAACAUAUAGUAUGCUAGGAGCACUAAAUAAGGUAAUUAUGGGAUUUACAGGAUUUAUUUUUAUAAAUGAAAAGAUUUGUUAUUACAAAAUGUUGUCACUCUUAAUUGGAAUGUUUGGUAUUUUGUUAUAUACAUUUAAUCAAAACGUAAAGAAUAUUAAUUUUGUAAGAAAAAAAUAA
Vairimorpha ceranae is the source of this 891-nucleotide messenger RNA. Its product is annotated as udp-galactose transporter. Gene Ontology annotation, cellular component: Golgi apparatus. Bases 1 to 891 code for a protein of 296 amino acids. The record is from RefSeq and is a predicted model, not a curated record. The transcript has a single exon. Gene Ontology annotation, molecular function: GDP-mannose transmembrane transporter activity; antiporter activity. NCBI's taxonomy places the organism in Eukaryota, Fungi, Microsporidia, Nosematidae.